GACUUUGACAGAAUUUCAACUGGACAAAUUUGACAAAAAUUUUCAAAAUUGAACAUAAAAUUGUAAAAAUUUGACAAAUUUGACAGAAUUUCAACUUGACAAAAUGGACAGAAUUUUCAAGAAUUGAACCCAAAAUUGUAAAAAUUUGACAGAAUUUUCAACUUGACAAAAUGGGCAUAAUUUUUAAAAAUUUAACAAACACAAAAAUUCAGAUAAAAUUACCUAUCAAAAUAUCAAAAAAGUUGGCAAAAUUUACAAAACUUCAAAAAUUUGACACAUUUGACAAAAUGUUGAAAAUUUGGCAAAUUUGACAGAAUUUUAACUCGGCAAAAUGGACAGAACUUUUAAAAAUUUAACAAAAGACAAAAUUCAGAAAAAAUUGUCAAAAUAUCAAAAUAGUUUGCAAAUUUGGCAGAGUUAAAAAUUUUUUACAAAUUUGACAGAAUUUUCAAUUUGACAGAUUUGACUGAAUUUUUAAACAUUUAACAAAAGACAAAAUACCGAAAAAAUUGUCAAAAUAUCAAAAAAGUUGGCAAAUUUGACAGAAUUAAAAAUUUUUUACAAAUUUGACAGAAUUUUCAAUUUGACAGAUUUGACUGAAUAUUUAACAAAAGACAACAUUCUGAAAAAAAUUGGCAAAAUAUCAAAAAAGUUGGCAAAUUUGACCAAAUUUCAAAAAUUUGGAGAAUUUGACAGAAAAUUGUGAUCCGUUGAAGUGAAGGCAGCAGUGGCAGCACAAACAUUCAACAAAGAAGUGUUCAAAUCUUGAAAGAUUGCCAAAAAAAAAAAAAAAGGUAAUGAAAAUUCACUGAAAUCUUCCGAAAAAGUAUCAAAAAUAAAUGUUAAAUGUUAAAAUUAAAAACACUAACAAGUUGAAAUUAGACGUGAACACAUUCAAACAAGUAUACACUAUACAAGUCCCUAAAAAUGACCAAAAAAGAGUACCAAAUAAAAUGUUGUUGAAAUUUGCAAAAAAAAAACACAUUUCAAAAAAAGUUGUGGAACGCUUUGAAAAAAAAAACAUUGAAAUUUGAAAUUUGAAAUCAGUAGGUAAUCAGCUAAUCACUAAGAGUAUUACACUUUACACUACUACCACUGGGUUUACCCCAUGGCCAUUUACAUGAAUAACAAUAAUAAUUUAUUAUUACUUAAUCAAUCUGCUAUUUGAUAAAUUCAAAAUUGAUACACAUCAUUGCAUAAUGUUCGAUAUUAAGUAAAAUAUAAAUUUUAAAUGUUUAAAUUUUGCAAGUGUUCAUUUUGGAUGUGAAAAACUAAAAAAUAAAAAUAAAAACAAAAACACUAAAAACAGGGGGUAAAAAAAUUCCAAAAAAAAUUCCAAAAUGAAAAAUUUUGGUUUAGCCAUUUGGUCACGACGAUGAACCAAAUCAACGAACGAGUGUAUGGGAACUUUGAUUCUUUUAUUUUGUAUGUAAACAAACACCGAAUUCUCUUAUCAAAAUCCUCCUGAUAAUAAUUUUGUGCAUGUGAAUGUGAAAUGUUGAACGAUAUAUUUUUUCUCACACAUUUCGAAUAAGAUUUACCAAUUAUUUAAACUAAUUUUCGGCGAUAAUGCGAUCUCUAAAGCUUUCCCUAGCUUAUCGAACCAUGUACAACAGAAGCUGGAUUCGUUUACGUCUCCCCUUACUACCCAAAAUAACGCAUCCAUCGUGCUACCAAACCGGCAUCUAUUCUACAACACCAAACAUAUUCCAUUUCUAUUGCACUAACGCUCUAGCAAACACCAGCCACUCUACGGUUUCAUCUCAAGAGACCGACACGAAUAUGAAAUCCGAGCCAUGUAUCGAUAUCGCCGAAAUACCUAAUCUAACCGACAACCAACUACUCGAGGUGAUAUCGCAGCUUCGAGACUAUUAUCUGACCACCUUCGCUCCUGGAGAACUUAAACGCCGGGCUCGGUCACCUUUAGUAAAAGCUAUCGACGAAGAAUGUAUCCACCGUGGUAAAAGAACUUGGGAUCUGGAUAAAACGAUCGAAGUAAUCGAUAUGUUCCAUCCUAGAGGAUUCUAUCUGUGCCCUAAUCUGUUAUUUUGGGCGUUGAAAAUGAAAUUCAUGAAAGCCAUGAAGUCUCCUAGUCCAACGAUGAUGAAAUACAUUUCAGUGAUAGAAAAACAUAAAUUUUGGACGAAAUAUAAUCUGAAAUUAUACUCGUUGGAAUUCACGUUGAUUAAAAAAUUGCAUCAUCUUACACUACCGGAGAUCUCGGCUGUGCUGCAUAUUAUGAAUUUACAUAGGGGUAAAAUAGUCAGCCGAGAGUUAUUGGCCAAUAUAUACGAUAAAUUAAUGGAAGGAAUCGACCAACUCGAUUCUCACGUACUGAGCACGUUCCUGAAAUUUUUCAGUCAUCAGUCCAUCGACGGUAUAGAUUUCACUCGGCUAGUCGAUCACUUACUCGUUAGAUUACCCAGCUCAAACGCCUCGUUGGCCGGAAGCGCUGCUAGCUUUUGCUGUCGUCAUAAAAUCGACAACCCUUUGGUACUGGAUCAGCUGGCUGCGUAUUUAUCGAACCGACUACCGAAUAUUAAUAUCGUCGAGCUAGAAACCAUCGUGCAAACAUUGGUGUUUUUCAACUACAAUUCUCCUAACAUUUAUCAACAAGUGAUCGAUAACUUCGAAGUGGAGCCUCUUCGAAGCAACGUAAUCGAGCAUCCUAAACGUUUAUCGAAAAUUCUCGGUAAUUUGUGUUUGAUCGAAAUUUACCCUUUCCAGUACGUAGAUCGUGUUCUUAGUAAAGAAUUCCUGCACGAGACAUUCGGUAAAAAGCUCAACUAUCAUAAUGUUCUCAGAGAGAUCAUGAUUUUAGACGGCUGCGUUAAAGCGGAAUUCCCCCAUUACGAAGGUAAUAAAUUGGACGAGAGUUUGGAAGAGAAUCUGUAUUGUCGGUCGUCGUCUCAUAUCCAUCAUUAUUUGCAAACCGAAGGCGAUACAGUCAUCCCUGGCAAAUCGAUCGCCCAUGAUGAAUUUCACUACCAACCUACGUCUCAUAAUAAAACCAUACUGGAUGCUCGUAGAAUUCUCAAGAGUAUUUUCACCGGCGGCGAUUGCGAUUCCGAAUCCGAAUACGUUCAUACUUGCUACGUGUUGCCUUUUUUGCCCAGACCUGAUUUGCUGUUUUGUUUAGAUCGUGAAAAACGUGCUGCUGUGAAGUUAGGAGAUGAGAUUUUGAAUUCUAUUCGAGUCGAUUAUAGAAAAUUACGAGAUGAAUGUGUCGAUUGGUACGUAGUGAUGUCUAUUGGUCUUCAUUCCGAUAUUGUGGAAGAUGGAAAUGUUGUAAUUUACGGUAAAGAUAUCGCGAAAGAGAGGAUUUUAAGUAAACUCGGUUUUAAAUUGAUUAAAAUUGUUCCUGAAAUAUGGUUCGGGUGGUCGGAAGAGCGGAGAAGAGAUUACUUGAGGGAAACGAUGAGUUGAACUUUUAUUUUAUUUAUUGAAUUAUUUAUACUAUUUUGCUUAAACUGUUGUGUUAAAAUGUUGAAAGUUUUUUAAAUGCUGAAUUUAGAGCAAUAAAUUUUCAUAAAAUUGUU
This is a messenger RNA of Planococcus citri (citrus mealybug), 3539 nucleotides long. RefSeq lists its product as uncharacterized. NCBI's taxonomy places the organism in Eukaryota, Metazoa, Arthropoda, Insecta, Hemiptera, Pseudococcidae. The transcript has a single exon. The record is from RefSeq and is a predicted model, not a curated record. Bases 1570 to 3426 code for a protein of 618 amino acids.